Molecule: messenger RNA, 1122 nt
Organism: Prorocentrum cordatum
Lineage: Eukaryota; Dinophyceae; Prorocentrales; Prorocentraceae
Source: the annotation of a GenBank genome assembly
AUGGAGGUGAUAGACGCCAGCGGCGACUGUGGAGAAGCCUUGGCGUCGGCCUUGCGGAUGCUCGGAGCGGUCCAGCUGAGGCUCCCGAAUUGGCGCCAGGAGGUGCACGCGGAGUCGUUCCGCGUCGCGCGCCCCGCCUUGGAGGAUGCGGCGGCCGGCACGGGUCCGCACCGGCUGGCGCCGGGGGCUGACUCUGCGGAUGCCACAGGCACACACCCAGCUGGCGCGCUGUCGCGCUACAACGCGAGCCGAGCAGGGCUCAUCUUUUCCAACGGCGAAGUGUUCGACGUCGACACCCCUGGUGUGCCGGCGGGCGGCUUCUCGCGCCAGAUGGAGGCCUUCUUCGAGGCCCAGUGCUCGCUGGCGGAGCAGGUGCUGCGCGGGCUGGAGGCGUCGCUUGGCGUCCAGCGAGGCUGGUUCGCCUCUGCCAUGGGCGACCUCCGGCGCCAUUCGCAGUGGCACAUCAAGUGCUUCGUGGGCGCGGCAGCAGACUCGUCCCACAGGCGCAUGCAGGACGGCCGCGUCGUAUUGCUGCCCAUGCACACCGACCCCUCGAUUAUCAGCCUGGUCGUGCACGACCGCGAGGGGAUGCACCCUGGAGCGAUGGGCCUCGAGGUGUGGAGGUCAGAGGAUCGGGCCUGGCUCGAGGCCCCCUGGUGCGGCCACGGCGUGGCCACGCUCUUCGUGGGGUCGGUGCUCGAGCGCAUAUCGGGAGGCUCCCUGCGGGCAGCGCGCCACCGCGUCGUGUCUGCGAGCGGCGACGCCGCUGGCGCUUCCCCGCGCGUCGCCGCCACCUUUUUCUUCCGGCCGGCCCCGGAGGCGGUCUUGUCCCCCGACCAUCCCAUCGCCCGGCGUUCCGCGCACGAGCCUCUCUGCGCGGGAGACCACCUGGGCGGAGUGGAGGCGGCUCAUCGCCUCCCGCUACGAGGGGGCGCCCCCUCGGAAGGGCGGGCGCGGUGCAGGCCGCGGCCGCGGCCAGGUGGGAGCCAAGGAGCCGUCUGGCGGCCUCGGCUCUACGGGCGAAGGGGCGACGCAAAAGUAGUCUCCCAGCGCAGAUCCGAAGAUGGACAGUUUUUUUUUGCGACUGGCCUUCUCUGUGGAUGCAGGCUACUUUGGUUAUGA